AUGGAAUCGCUCACAGCAGACCCGGAUACCCAAGUUGAGGUAGACCUUAUGAUACUGGAUUAUCUCCUGUGCAUGGCCAUUGACCAAGUCCUGAGCCCCGGGAAUGGUGGAGAGACACAGUAUGCACAUGAAUGUGACAUUAGCUGGAGUUUGAAAACUAUCAACACUAUCAAGGCUGCACUCCUACCAUCAUAUAUCCUUCCCAAGGACAUGCAGAUAAAAACCCAGAUAUUAGAACUCGCACAAUUGUUCAGUGAUGGCAAUGGACAUCCAGAGCCAAGCAGACGACCGGCUGUCGAGCCGUCGCAGGGAGAUCAGCGCACAACAACCGAGAACAGGAGUCCAAUAGCCCAGUCUGAAAGAAGGCCGCCCCAAUUGCACCAAUCCCAUGAAAACGACAAACCACCCGCCCACAAUAGCCGGGAUCUCGCAUUGAAUAGAUCCUACAAUACACUAGUCAGAUUUGUCGCCCUUUGCGGCACAGCGGGAGAUAAUUUACCAGAUGGACACGCUGAUACUACUGCAAAAUUAAUAACUGAAGCUGCACUGAACGAUUAUCACAUGGCGGGUGCUCAAUCGCCAGGUAGGUACAGGGAAUGCAUUGAACAUGUUACUGCGUGCCUGCGCGAAGAUCUGGACCCGCAUGUGGACCAGGCAAACCUGGAAUACCUGAGCACCCUCCUACCACCCAUCGACCUUUUAUUAGACGUGUCGGAAGGAUCUGGGCAAACUUCAUCACUCGGAGAUACCACUACCCGUCUGGUACAUCGUUUCCUGACCGACCUAAUGAAGACACUAGACCCUCCAAUACUCAUUCAACUCGAGAGAGGAAGACUUGGAGGACUGAGCCGUGAAGAGACCCAGCAGUUGAAGGACAGGAUAGGGUUUUGA
Aspergillus welwitschiae is the source of this 891-nucleotide messenger RNA. RefSeq lists its product as uncharacterized. The record is from RefSeq and is a predicted model, not a curated record. Bases 1 to 891 code for a protein of 296 amino acids. NCBI's taxonomy places the organism in Eukaryota, Fungi, Ascomycota, Eurotiomycetes, Eurotiales, Aspergillaceae. The transcript is spliced from 2 exons.